AUGAAACCUUUGGUGAGUGCUGGUUUAGCCCAAGGCUGCACAGGCUUGUCGUUGAUUGGAAUUAUCUUUCUCUCUGUCCUUUCAUUUUUAUUUGCUCAUGAAGCUGAAGCUUUGAUGCAUGACUUGGCUGGUAGUGGCUUAACGGGAUCUCAAGUUGCUAAAACUUGCAUUGGCGCUGUGGUCAUCUAUACUGUUUUCUUUUUGUUUUGCGGGUCUCAAGUUUUGGUUGCUCGGUAUCAAAAUCGUGUUCAACUUUCAUAG
Schizosaccharomyces osmophilus is the source of this 261-nucleotide messenger RNA. RefSeq names its product small endoribonuclease with 2 transmembrane domain. The transcript has 3 exons. NCBI's taxonomy places the organism in Eukaryota, Fungi, Ascomycota, Schizosaccharomycetes, Schizosaccharomycetales, Schizosaccharomycetaceae. The coding region runs from base 1 to 261 and encodes 86 amino acids. The record is from RefSeq and is a predicted model, not a curated record.